AUGGUCGUGACGCUUCCACUGCCAAAGCAGAUAACCCGAUACUGGCCGGAAAGAGCAGCCAUGGCCCUGCAGUCGUUUGCAUUUUGGAGCUUUGCGAUCCUCUUGACGGUGCCAUGGCUCUUUUGCAUCUACCAACUCGUGACGAACCAACUCGGCCGAACGAAGCGAAUAAAACUGGUGCUAGACGAUGUCACGGCUCCAAAAGUGGUCAUCGUUAUGCCCUGUUACCGAGAAGAGCCAGAUGUCCUCGUUACUGCAAUCAAUUCGGUAGUGGACUGCGAUUAUCCGGCAGCGUGCAUUCACGUCUUCUUGUCGUUUGACGGCGAUCAGCAAGACGAACUGUACUUGAACACGAUCGCAAAGCUCGGUGUACCAGAAUCAAGGGGCUCUUAUCCGCGCAGCAUCGACGUCAUGUAUAAGUCGUCAAGAGUGACUGUUUCGCGGUUUCCUCAUGGAGGCAAACGGCACUGUCAGAAAAUGACAUUUCGAUUGAUUGACAAGGUCUAUGAGCGCUACUUGAAGCGCAACGACAAUUUAUUCAUUCUCUUCAUCGACUCUGAUUGUAUCCUUGAUCGAGUGUGCCUGCAGAACUUCGUCUACGACAUGGAGCUUAGUCCAGGCAACACCAAGGACAUGCUGGCAAUGACUGGUGUCAUCACCUCGACGACAAAGAAGCACAGCAUAAUCACCCUGCUACAAGAUAUCGAGUACAUACACGGGCAGCUGUUUGAGAGGACAGUAGAGUCCGGGUGUGGCUCAGUGACGUGCCUUCCCGGAGCUUUAACGAUGCUUCGGCUGUCAGCAUUCCGACGAAUGGCAAAGUACUACUUUGCUGACAAGGCAGAACAGUGCGAGGACUUGUUUGACUUUGCCAAAUGUCACUUGGGGGAAGAUAGAUGGCUUACGCAUCUGUUUAUGAUUGGAGCCAAGAAGAAGUAUCAGAUUCAAAUGUGCACGUCUGCAUUUUGCAAAACGGAAGCCGUACAGACAUAUCGAUCACUCGUUAAGCAACGGCGUCGAUGGUUCUUGGGGUUUAUGACGAACGAGGUGUGCAUGCUGACAGAUUGGAGAUUAUGGAAGCGAUAUCCAAUUCUCGUGUUAGUUCGGUUCAUGCAAAAUACGAUUCGGACGACGUCACUGCUGUUUUUCAUCAUGGUCAUCGCACUAUUGUCUACAACGGCGACGAUUCACGACCUGCCGGUGGGAUUCAUUGCGGUGUCUCUGGGCCUAAACUGGGCCUUGAUGCUCUACUUUGGCCUAAAACUUCGGCGCUUUAAGGCGUGGCUCUACCCGCUCAUGUUCAUUUUGAACCCAUUCUUCAAUUGGUAUUACACCGUAUAUGGGAUUUUUACAGCUGGGCAGAGGACGUGGGGAGGGCCAAGAGCAGAUGCUGCGGCAGCAGAUGGAACGACGACAGCGCGAGAAGCAGCAGAGAAGGCAGAAGAGCAGGGGGAUGAGUUGAAUGUUGUUCCAGAAACAUUUAUUCCGGCGAGACAGGCAAGGCUCUUGCAGUCUCCCGGAGUUUCGGCAGGUCAACAGCAGGGGCUUGGAAGGACAAGGAGCACUGUUCGGCCUCCGGACAAGGUGGAUGGUCUAUUCUCAGCGAGACAGCGGACCAAAGAAGGUACAUUUGAGCACGUCAAUGAUUCCCUGGUGGCUGGGGGAGAAUCAGUGCUACCUCAAUGGGCGAUGCACGAGGCGCGUGAUUCUGUGGAAAGCAUGUUGUCUGAGGGUGAAGUGCCGCAAGGGAGAAACAAUGUGCUGCAGAGUCAGUUCAUGGAGAGUUUUAUGAGCGAGGAGGAUAAGAGGAAAUACAUAGCAGCACAACGGGCAAAGGAAGCGAGGCGGGUCACGAGGGAGGAGAGCGCGGAAGAGGUAGCGGCGGGGGAGGAACUGGGUCGUCGCGGUGAGGGCGAAGCAAAUUAG
Molecule: messenger RNA, 1926 nt
Organism: Beauveria bassiana ARSEF 2860
Lineage: Eukaryota; Fungi; Ascomycota; Sordariomycetes; Hypocreales; Cordycipitaceae
Product: chitin synthase D
Exons: 1
Coding region: 1-1926 (641 amino acids)
Cellular component (GO): cell septum; cell periphery
Molecular function (GO): chitin synthase activity
Source: RefSeq, a predicted model, not a curated record